CCGCGUACGACGCGCGUCUGGUAACACUGACGUACGUAUGUGCGUGCGCUUCCAAAAUCAUCCGGCCGUCACCUGCAGUUACCUGUGCCGACAAACGAGAAGGGAUAGUGACUUAGAAGCGACAGCCAAGAUGUUCAAUUUUCAUAAGCCAAAGGUCUAUCGCUCCAGCACUGGCUGCUGCAUCUGCAAAGCCAAAUCCAGCAGCUCGAGGUUUACAGAUAGUAAAAAGUACGAGGAUGACUUUGUGGAAUGUUUUCAACUGCAAGAGAGGCGUACUGGCGAGAUAUGCAAUGCAUGCGUUCUUUUGGUUAAGAGAUGGAAGAAGUUGCCAGCUGGGAGCAAUCGCAACUGGAGACACGUAGUGGACGCGCGCGCUGGCCCUGGCAUCAAGUCUCUAACGAAGUACAAGUCGAGGAACAAGAAGAAAGUGAAAGACAAACCGGAGAAGACCGAGAAGAUUGUAAAAAAGAAACAUGUUUACUUAAAAACGGAGGCUGAUCGUGAACAUAGUCCUGCCAUGAGCGACGACUUGAUUGAAUAUUACAACGUUGCGGAAGUAGGCAGCAAAGAUUCGAGCAGGUCGGAAAGCCCUACAGAUAGCGACGGCAUCGCGGAGAAGCAAUUGGAUGUGGUGCCACCUGUUGAGCAUAUGGAAGUGGAACAUGUUAAUGAUUUCAUCGAUUUGUCGUACUUCAAAAGAGAGGUCAUCUGCUGCGGUGUAAUCUUCAAGGGUCAUUACGGCGAGGUGAUUGUGGAUCCUUCUCUACUGAAACCCUGCGUAGGCUGUCUGGCUGGUAGGAGACAGCGUGACGGCUCGUCGUCUGCAUCCGAGGCUACUAGCCCCACUCACUCUGCGUCCGUUAGUCCGGCGCAUAGUGUCGAAUUGCCGCCGGAGGCGAGCGUCGUUUCCUCCAAACAAAACCCUAAAACGACCUUCAGCGAUUCAUCGUCCGAUUCCGGCUACGAUGAAUGCUCCAAUCAGGGCGUGGACAGCGGCAACAAGACUGGCAAACACGGUCCUGAUAUCAAGUUGCUUCAACGGAUGGACCAAAUGUCCUGUAAAUCUUUGACAGUCGACGCCGACGUCGUGAUUAAUCCACCGCCUCAGAUCCAGCCGAUGUCGUCCAAUUAAUGCCGACUGUUCGUAGAGUGCUAAUUUAUUCUUUAACACAUACACACAAAAACACAUAAACGUGCGUACAUAUGGCUCUUUUUGAGCCAUAGGGAUGCAUUUUGAAUAUUUGCCAAUCGAUUCUCGCCAGGGUCCAAAGACGAGAGGGGAAAGAUUUCGACUUGAGGAAUUUUAAGAGAAUGAAUACUAGAAAUUGAAAUGUUUUUCUCAACAAGUUUGCUGAAAUUAAUAUUUUUAAUUGUAAAAUAAACAGAUGAAAUCUUUGUAUGAUUUUUCAUAAAAGUUUUCAAAAUUUCUAAAAGUGAAAUCUAAACCAUCACAAUUUGUAAAAAUUUCAAUUUUUGAGAAUUUAGAAAUCUGAUCGAACACAUUUCAAUUCAUAUUAAUUUAAUUUUUGGUAAUUCAAAUUCCAAAAAUUCCGAAAAUUAUUAUUUCAGCGAUCAAUCAAGAAUUUCAGAACGUACAAUCUUUAAAAUUAAAUUAUCUUCAGCAGCAAAAAUUCUCAAAAUUUCUGAUGUUGAAAUUUUCAAACCAACAAAUUAAUAAGACUUGUCACACACGGUCCGAAGAGAUCGUAUAAUCCAGAUCACUCGGUAUCAGGUGCAAUUUUCGGCCAGAUUUCCGUGUUGACAUCUCCUUCCUGACGCUGUGUGACACGCGGCGUCAGAGAAGGAGUGGAGAGAGCGGCGGCCCUAUCGUGAAUGAAUUUUCCGCUAUAUCAAAGAUAUAUAUAUAUAUAUAUAUAUAUAUAUAUAUGUAUAUAUAUAUGCGGAAUAAUACGAUUGCUCGUAAGUACAUUUGUACAUAUAUAAUCAUGGUGAAAAUACAUUAUUAUAUCUUUCAUAUGACAGAGAAUCCGACUUCGCCGUAUUCAUAGUUCGGCUGCUCCUGACAUCCGCAGAACAUCGUAGUUACACGCUCGGUUGCUAUGUCGCAAGGAGGAGAUAGUUUCAAAUCUGGCCACAUGUCUGAUACCGAGCUCUGGUUUAAUCAAAAGCGAUCGUUGAUAAUCAGUGACAGGUCGUCGAUAUAGCAAUAAAUGAAUGUGAAAACGGUUAAAGUCAGUUCUUAUUUAGACAGUAUUAGGAGAAAUGGACGAAUUUAUCUAGAUAGAGAAAUUCGCGCGCGCGCGCGCCUACACACACACACACACACACAAAAUGCGAACGUGGCAAUCAGAUUGGCAAACUGGACCAGCGAGUUUUAAUAGAUGUAUAAUCCUAGAUGAUAGAGGUAAUUUGGAAGAGAGAAAAGAGUAAUUAAGUAAAAACUGUUAGUUCCUAGUUGACAAAGGAAAGAUGAGCACGCAUCGAUUGCGCGUUUAGCGUAGAGUUGAUUCAGUUUUCAUCUCACUUGCGUGGGAUGUCACAGAGUACGUGACACGUUCUCGUUGGGUCGACCAAGCGAGACGGUCGGAGGUGAUCUUUCGACGCUUGUAUCGAUUGGUAAUUGAAAUUCAGUUUCGAUUUCCAGUCGAGACAAGUGAGAUCGAGCAUUUCCGACUGUUUUUGUCGCAUAUAUUGCUAAACGCGGGAAGAAAGACGGGCUAAAAAAGAAAAUGGGACGUACAAGCGAGUACCUGCUGAGAACAAAAAGGAAGAAAACCGCAACUGUGAUCUCGUCGAGUUGCCUUUUUUUUCAUCAAAAAUUCUUUCUUCGGACUUUUUUCCACGCACAAACGAAAAAAAAAAUGGAACUCGUUUAGUGAUACACGUCUUAAACUCUCUGUGCCAGGGUUCGUGAUGAUGGAGCAUUUACAGAAUCGAGUAUAAUUUAUCCUCUCAAAAGAAAAUGAGAAAAUAAUGUUUUCGCCAAUGUAAAACCAAUGUGAAAGGUUGCAGAGAUUGGAGAGAAAGAUUUAGAGUUCAAAGAUCGCCCUGGAUGUAGAAAAGCACAGAUCUCUGGAAUUGCUUUACUUUGGAAAGAAAGAGAGAAAAAAUGCAAAACUAAUGACUCUCGGCUUAAACACUGGAUCCGAGAUCAAAUGCGAAAGUGAGAAAAAUGUGCAAUAAACACAUCGUCGAUCCCGUCCAGCUAAGCUGAGCUACGAGUCAUUAAUCUCUUAAGUUAUUCCUAAGCGAAUAUAUCAGAGAAAUAUAACACUCGUGUAUGUAAAUGAUGUAAAAAUGAUAAAAAUUGCCCAUCGAGACGACUCGAAAGUUCACCGACAAUCUCUUACGAUUAACGUAAAUGAAAUGAGAAAGGGAUAACAGUUUUUUUUUCAUCAACAAUCAAAUGAACAUCGAAAUCGCCGGGCGAUGCGUCGCGGGAAGCGGUCGAUCGAACGAUCGCCUCCUCCCAUGAUGGAUCAUAUAUUUGUACGUUUCUUCUUUGAACUAGGAUCUAUGANUUAUCA
Molecule: messenger RNA, 3488 nt
Organism: Dinoponera quadriceps
Lineage: Eukaryota; Metazoa; Arthropoda; Insecta; Hymenoptera; Formicidae
Product: protein FAM60A
Exons: 6
Coding region: 38-1132 (364 amino acids)
Biological process (GO): negative regulation of cell migration
Source: RefSeq, a predicted model, not a curated record